Molecule: messenger RNA, 5129 nt
Organism: Hippocampus zosterae (dwarf seahorse)
Lineage: Eukaryota; Metazoa; Chordata; Actinopteri; Syngnathiformes; Syngnathidae
Product: activin receptor type-2B-like
Exons: 11
Coding region: 448-2001 (517 amino acids)
Biological process (GO): activin receptor signaling pathway; cellular response to growth factor stimulus; protein phosphorylation
Cellular component (GO): activin receptor complex; plasma membrane
Molecular function (GO): activin binding; ATP binding; activin receptor activity
Source: RefSeq, a predicted model, not a curated record
UUUGUGUUUACACAUCCGGGUUUUCCCAGCUCGCAGCUCCCCGCUCCCCAUUUCGAAGCCAUUUUGGACACACAUCACACUAACAUGCACGUAAACCCCGGGCGACCCCUCGACGCUGCGCCUCCAACUACAACCACUCUUGACGCUUGUGCACCGCCAGAGGGAACGAUAAACGCUCCUUUCUCCUCCCGCCUUGUUUUUUUCUGAAGCAAUGUGGGACUGAACGAGCCACCACGGCGGCCCGACUAAUCUGCCCCCUUCGUCUUUUCUUCUCGGUGGUGGUGGUGGUGAUUGGUGGUGUGGCGGCGGCGGCGCUUACGAGCCGCGGAAGGCUUUAGCUUGGAGGGGGGCCUGCGGUCGGUUAGACUCCGCCGGGGCUGAAGGGUGGAUGUGCGGGACCGAACCAAAACGGUGGACCUCCGUGGUGGUGUUUUUAAAAGACGGAACAUGUCUUUCUCGUGGCUGACUUGUUCACUUCUGCUGGGAACUUUAUGCGCAGGGUACAGCGUGGGCGAGGCGGAGACGCGCGAAUGCGUGUUCUACAAUGACAACUGGCGCGCCGAGAAGACCAACCAGAGCGGCUUUGAGCGCUGCGACGACAAGGAUAAAGACAAGGACAAGCGGCUGCACUGCUACGCGUCCUGGCUCAACUCCUCAGGGACCAUCAAGUUGGUAAAGAAAGGCUGCUGGCUGGACGAUUUCAACUGCUAUGACAGGCAAGAGUGCGUCUCCAUGGACGAGAACCCUCAGGUCUUCUUCUGUUGCUGCGAGGGCAACUACUGCAACGAGCGCUUCACCCACCUCCCCGACUUGAUCGGCAUCGGCAACCGAGUCAAAAUCCGGCCUCCGCCCCGAGUGCCGUCCAUGCUGAAUGUGCUCGUCUACUCCCUGCUGCCGCUCUGCGUGCUCUCCUUGGCGAUCAUCUUGGCCCUGUGGAUGUACCGUCACCGCAAACCUCCUUACGGCCACGUGGACCUGAGCGAGGACCCUGGACCCACCCCCCCAUCACCCAUGGUGGGACUGAAGCCCCUGCAGCUGCUGGAAAUCAAAGCCAGGGGACGCUUUGGUUGUGUUUGGAAAGCCCAGCUCAUGAGCGAAUAUGUCGCAGUCAAGAUCUUCCCUGUUCAGGAUAAGCAGUCAUGGCAAAACGAGCGGGACAUCUUCCUGACAGCCGGCAUGCGCCACGAGAAUAUCCUCCGAUAUAUCGCCGCUGAGAAGCACGGCAGCAACUUGGAGACGGAACUGUGGCUCAUCACGGAGUUCCACGAGAGAGGUUCUCUGACCGACCACCUCAAGGGCAACACUGUGACUUGGGGGGAGCUGUGCCUCAUAGCCGAGACCAUGUCCCGCGGCUUAGCCUACCUCCACGAGGACAUUCCCAGCAACAAGGGAGAAGAGCCCAAACCCACCAUUGCGCACAGGGAUUUCAAGAGUAAGAAUGUUAUGCUACGAAGUGACCUGACCGCAGUCAUCGGAGACUUUGGACUUGCUGUUCGCUUUGAACCAGGGAAACCUCCAGGAGACACUCAUGGGCAGGUGGGUACGCGACGCUACAUGGCACCAGAGGUACUGGAAGGAGCCAUCAACUUCCAGCGAGACUCCUUCCUGAGGAUCGACAUGUACGCCAUGGGUCUGGUGCUUUGGGAACUGGUCUCCCGUUGCAACGAAACGGAUGGUACUGUGGGGGAAUACCUGCUGCCGUUUGAGGACGAAAUCGGGCAGCAUCCAAGCCUGGAAGAUCUGCAGGAUGUGGUCGUGCACAAGAAAAUGCGGCCAGUCAUCAAAGACUGUUGGCUCAAACAUCCUGGUCUGAGCCAACUGAGCGAGACCAUCGAGGAAUGUUGGGACCAUGACGCCGAGGCCCGCCUGUCGGCCGGCUGCGUGGAGGAGCGCAUCGGCCAGAUCGCCAGGACCAGCGGCGGCACUACCUCAGACGGUCCCGUCUCCAUCGUCACGUCGCUCACCAACGAGGACCUACCUCCCAAAGAGUCCAGUACCUGAACACGGGCAGUGCUCCUGACUUUUUUUUUUUUUUUUCUAUUUGAUUUUUCAAACACAAACUCAGUGGAUCUCGGUGAAUAUUUAAUAACAUGCAGCUGCUAUUUUAUCCCCAUACUGGUAUUUUUUUUUUUCUUGGGGCAUCGGAUCUUAUUAACACAUUCAUCUGCUGUAGUUUGGAUGUAGUAUAUAAGCUAUGCGACAGGCAACACUAAAAGUCGUUAUUACCUCAUGUAUUAUUUUUUCUUUUUGUUAAUUACCUCAUUUUUAAAAAAAAGAAGAUUUUUAAAAAAAACUUUUCUCCCCUUUCCCGUCAAAUGAACUUUUAAGCUCCAAAACCUCUGGAGGAUUUUGAGACUGUUAGAACGAAAUAGAUUCAUCUUCCUCAGGGGCCGAUGCUUCUCUGAUUUUUAAAACAAACGUGUGCUCCCCUACUUUUUAAACCUGUGAAUGCCUCCCUCCCACCAGAAAAGGAAAAAGUUGAGGGGGGGAAAAAAACAUACAGUAUAUGUAAAUAUAUAUAAUGGAGCACAGUGGGUUUUAUCAAGCUAAAAUGGGUGCUGGAUUUGUUGGAGAUUUUUAGGGACACCAUGUGGUCCCGUGGGGAACUACCUCUCAGGUAUCCAGUAGGCUUCUUUGUGUGUGUGUGUUUGGGGGGGGGGCGCGCGUGUGUGUGUGUGGGUGUGUGUGUCCUCUUUGCGAGAGGGAGAGCCAAGCUAGCUGUCAUUAUGGACUUGUUGCCCAUUUUAAUGAAGAUUUUUUUUUUUUAUUCAUUCUCUUGGGUUAUAUUUGUCGAGUUACUCCUUUAGCCAGUGCCGGGGGCAUUGACAAAUGCUGUCUGGAGUUGCAAUGUUACACAUUCUUGAUUUGUAACCGUUUGUGUGCAUGGAUGUGGGUGAAUGAUCAUGCAGUUAAGCACAAAAUGAGUCAUAUCCUGGCCCAAAUAUUUGGAAAACACCAGGAAUUUAUACCAGUAGGCUUGACAUUUUUUGACUUUUUAUAUAUUGAGAACCGACCACUGAAAAAUAGGCCGGUAAUUAUUUUAUCCAAAAUGCAGCCAAAAAUUCUUUCCAGUUGUCAUUUCAGGCUCAAAAUACAAAUUGGUGUCCCAAAUGAUUUUCAAGACUGCUAUUGCCACAAAAUGCAUAACAUCAUAACGACAACUGUCCCAGGCAUGAAUUUACGACAGCAAUCAUGAAUUUUAAACAAAAAUCAUCUGUAAACACAAAAAAAAACGCUUAAGGAUGUCACAUACCAAGCCUCGAGAGUGGGCUAACUCCAUUUUUGGGGGGUCAUUUUGCAAGAGUAAUUUAUGUUUUAUGGCAGCCAUUUAGUAGCUAUGACUAAAGAUGUAGCGCUGUCGUAGUCCAAACGUCUGUCAAACGUUUCAAUAUUGAUGACAAAUAACAUUCUUUGAGUUGAAUACGGAAACACUGGCACCUAAGUUGAAAAAAAAAGUGCCGAAUGCAAUAAUGGGCUGCCCCAAUAUGUCAAAAUGGGAACUGAACCUCUAUUUAACCCUUUCAUGCACCAAUCAUGAUAACCAGUAACCGGAUAACAUGAUAGACUGUCCACCGUAGUAACCGGUAUUUAUUGCUUACGCUGGCAACCUGCUAAAAAGCUUUCCAGCUGUGAGCUCCACUUUCAAAAAAAUUCACAAUAACCCGGGUAUGAACCAUUUUGUGCUGUGCGUGUGCCGUUUGUGAGAACAGCGGUCUGGCCGCCAUACUUGAGUCCAAGCAACAUGUCUGUUUCGGUCUUUUCUCUUGACGUUUCGUACGGAGCCGCUCAAGUCAGCCGUUUGCCCCCAAAUACCUCAGUCCUCCACGUACAUCGCGCCGGGAGAGCUCAAAACGGUUGCCUUUUUUCCGUCUCUCGCCGAUGCAAUGCCAUGCAGUCGCAGUUGUCAUCGUCGCCGCCGCAUGCGUGUGUGCCGUCUUAUGAACACGAGUACCAUACAUUUUUGAAUGUCCGUUUUUAAUGCUGCUCUGACUAUUCCAGGACUCUCAAGAAUUUGUAUUCUCAGCGUGCUCUCGAACCAUCGGUGGCACGACAUGAGGCUCACGUUCUGUUCUUGUUGUUGUUGGUGUUGUGCGUGUUUUGUCUGUUAAAUGAUGAUGAUGAUGAUAAUGAUGAAGGGGCAAGCCCUCAAGCUGCUUCCUCUCCUUCGAGACUGACCUCAGAUCUUCUGAACAAGUACCUCAGGCUUUUUUUUUUCUACAUGUACACAGAUUUAUUUGGUGUUCUUAAGAUGUAUUGGAUUGUGUUUCAUUUUUAAGAAAAUACUCUAGUCCAGAUGGUUUAAUGUUGUCGGACGGGCCUCUUAAGGGUUUAAUUUUUUUAUUUUGCAAGGACAAGUAUUUUAAUGUACCGUUUUUUUAAAGGAAAAUUAUUUUGCCUAUUUUUGUUUUUGUAAACCAUAGCCCGAACAGUUGUCACACUGUCCACACAAAAUACGGAUGAAAAAAAUAAAUAAAUAACCACACUGAUUGUUGUUUAAAAAAAAAAAAAAGAAAAAGUGAUGCUCUGGGCAUUUUUUUUAAAGAAGGAAGGCAAUUAUUCUGCAUAUGUAUGUAAAGAAAAAGCAGUUUCUAUAUAUAGUUAUGUCCAAAAUUGCCAUAUUUAGAGAUUAUGGUUUUUUUUAUAUCUAUUGAAUGGGUCUCUUAGCUGGAAAAGUGUCUUUGUUCUGGAAGCAGUUAAAAUAAUUGCAGAAAUGUUCAUUUUCAAAUUAUUUUUUUAUUUUUUCAUGCUCCAAACAAAGCUUUAGAAACAAAGAAAAUUCAAAACUCCGCUAUAUAUGUAUAAAACGCGUGUGUGUAUACCUAUUUCCAAUAUAAAAUAUUUCAAUGUACCAAUUCUUAAUCAUUUCCUUACAGCCGGAUUUCCAGCAAGAAAAUACCUAUUCACAAAUAUAAAAAAAAAUAAUUUUGGCCUUAACUGUAUGCAUAACUUUUUAUUUUAAUUUUUGGGGGCGAGCAGUGGCUUUUUAUUUUUUGUGGGGAACAGUAUUACCUCUAAAGAAACUCAUAACCUGCCGAUGUGACGUUCAGACUUUAUAGUUGAGACAUGCGGUGCUGUGCAAAGAUGGUGACUUUAUUCUUACGAUUUCUGUAAAAAAAAAAAAAAAAGAA